Molecule: messenger RNA, 1332 nt
Organism: Leptosia nina
Lineage: Eukaryota; Metazoa; Arthropoda; Insecta; Lepidoptera; Pieridae
Source: the annotation of a GenBank genome assembly
AUGAACAACACUGUAGUGACAGUCGACAGACUGGUAGAAAUGUGGAAUCAAGAAUUUCCAUCCGACCCAUUAACCGUUGCAGAUAUGAAAGAGCCAAAAUCCAUUUUUAAUUCUUUGCUUUUAGUUUUUCAAAGACUUAACAUUGAUAAAGAAGCAGUUUUAAAGCCCUGUCCCAAAGAAGAACAAAAUGAAAGCUCCUACUAUUAUUCGGACCUCAUACCAGUGAUAAAUUUAACAAGAGUGCUAAACUAUGUCUUAAUGGAACCGGCAAAAAUGAAUGUUGAAAUUAUGAUAUCAAAUUUCCUGCAGCCCACAGUAAAUGGAACUUUUCCAAUAAUGAUGCUGAUUUUUAAUUAUAUGCUGUUUGUGGAGCUACAAUUGGAAGCAAUAAAACCGUUUGAGGAUGAUAUUUUGGUGAUACAUGAACAAGUGAAAAGUUUGGAAAAUCAGAAGAAUGAUAUAAUAAUACGUCUUAACAAUUACUCUUUGUCGAAGAGUGAAAGAAUACAGAGAAUGUUGAAGCUAGAGGAACAAAUCAAAGUUAUAGAUGAAGAAGUAAGACGUGAGAAGGUAGCCCUUGAUGCAGAAAGCCUAGAACUGGAACCAAUACUCCAAAAGAACCACAAAGAACAGAAGACAGUCGAACAAAUUAUCAUACAGAAAGAUGCAAUCAAUGCAGACAUUGAGAAAUGCAAAUCACAGCUGGUAACAGAUGCAGACGAUAUAAAAGAACAAGAGAGGAAGCUUGUACAGGAGAUGGCUGAAGCGGAGAUGAUAUGCAAUAGUCAAUCGGCCACUCUUCUCCAGAAAGAGAAUAGAUUAAUGAACUUGCAGACAAUUAAGCAGAUUUUUGAUGGUGCAAAUGAGUGCUUGCAAGAGAUACUAGUAAUUGUAGAUUGGAUGAAAGAAUCUGAGAAAGGUGACUUUGAUGGUGAUAGCGAAGAAGGUGAACUGAAGAUGUUGAACACGGAGCUUGGGGAGCUGCACUCGCAGUAUUCAGAACUGAUGACAGCUCGAGAGGAGAUCAGGAAAAAGCGGCAGGAGUCUGCUGCUCGACGGCAACAGGCCAGAGCUACGGCGGAUAGGUGCAUUCACGAUUUAGAGAAGAGAGAGAAAGAGCUGAAGGAGAAGGCUAGAAAGGAAACGCAAGAGAUAGAAGAGAUUAAGCAGCGUCUAAACGAAUAUGAUCGCUUGGAAACAGUCUAUCCACAACAGCAAGCAGAAGUAAAGGAACAGUUUAUGAAAGAGGUGAAAUCACUAGACGAACAAGUUGUGAGUGAAUUAAAGAAAUUUGGUGAGAUAAUAAAAGUAAUGCUCGAGAAACGACGGUAG